CAGAGAGAGCGCUAUAUCCAUUCAGACGGUCCUGACAUUAGUGCGUCCUCCUCAGCAGCAGGUUAGUUCUUUCGCUCCUGUCAGGUUCUCAUCUAACCUUUUUGAAGUCCGCGUUUCAAAGGCAGCGUUGUCUUUGGAAGCAACUUGGUUUUGGAGACCUACGCGUUUGUUACUUGUGAAGAGUCCUCUCUGUAGUGAAGAUGAGCCGCUUGUGCAGUGUUCCUCUGCUGCUGUUAGUGCUGUGCGGAGCCGCAGAGUUUGCCGAAGCCUGCAGCUGCUCUCCUGAACAUCCUCAGCAGGCGUAUUGCAAUGCGGAUGUCGUCAUCAGAGCCAAAGUAGUUGGACAGAAGGAGGUGGUUACCGGCAAUGAUGCCUAUGGCUAUCCAGUCAAAAUGAUCCGAUACGACGUCAAACAGAUGAAGAUGUUCAAGGGCCCUGAACGCGAGAUUGAUACCGUCUUCACGGGCCCCUCCUCAGCUUUGUGCGGGGUCAAAUUUGAGAGUGAUGGCAAAAAGGAGUACCUGAUUACAGGUAAUUUGGAUUCAAAUGACACAUUGCGUGUAAGUCUUUGUGACUACAUUGAAUCUUGGGAGUCUCUGAGUGUGACACAGAAAAAGUGCUUGGGUCAACGCUAUCAGAUGGGCUGUGAUUGCAAGGUGGUCCGUUGUUCCGCCAUUCCCUGUUCCAUUAGCGACCCUAAAGAAUGUCUUUGGACUGACUGGGUGCUGGAGGGAACUGUUCAGGGCACUCAGGCUCAGCACUUCACCUGCGUUAAGAGGAACGACAGCAGCUGUGCCUGGUACCGUGGAUCCACCCCACCUAAAAGAGAGUUCUUGGACAUUGAGGACCCAUAAACCAGUCCACCGUUUCAUUACUCAUUCAGAAAACACCCAAAAACACAGCUACCAACUCACACCUUAAUUCUGCAAAUGCAUUCUAGAUCUCAUAAAACCUGUCAAGAACAUGUCUGGGCCAUGAAGGGCUCACCCCAAAUUCAAAAGAAAAAAAGAUGUAGAUGCUAAUAUUUUUUGUAAUAAUAAUAAUAUGAAUCAUAUUUUGUGUAAGAAAAACAAUAAACGUUAAAGAUCAUAAAGAUGCCCUCCCUCCAGUUUUUGUUAUGGUAAUAGAAAUUACAAAUACAUAAAUAUUUGAACAUCAUACAUUUAAUUUAUUUUGUUUUUUAUUUUUAUUUUUUAAAAAGUGUCUCCAUACAGUGUGAUUCACAUUAUUACAGUAAUACAAGUACAAGUAAUUAAAAUCAGCAUUAACUAAUAUGGACAUGCUACUAUGUUCUGUAUUGUUCUUUUGAUUUUAGGAUGAAUUGUGAUGCAAGCAUUUCUGUGUAAUAUUAACCCAGACAGGACAUACAGUACAUUUGGCUGCAUGUUAAUAUAUCAAGUGAAUCUUACCUCUAGUGUUAAAAUAUUGUGUCAGGCAGAAACGUUUCUCAUAAGCACUGUGAGAAAACAAGUGUUGUUUUGUUAUAUUGUUGCUCUCCAAUAAAGAGGAAAUUGAUUACAACAUUGCUUUUUAGUUCCUCAAGCACAGGCACUGUAAUUUUGAAAUCCUGAAAGCUAAUUUCAAGCAUUUAGGCAGAAGGAUUUUAAUAUCAUAUGAAUUGUAAAAGAGCAUUUUUAUUUCUUUAUGAUGGCAUUUUCUCCAGAAUUUUGACUUUCUUUAAAAAAACGAAUGAAUAGUUUUGUAAAGCAGAUAAUGAAGGAAAAGCAUCCAGCAGGAAUCCAGCAUAUGAACUUGUGAAGGUAUUGAGAGCUAGGUUUUGAUUUUGUUUAACAUUUUUUUUACUGCAUAAAUUCCAUAUUUCAUAGUUUUGACUUGUCUAUUAUUCUAAAAUGGAGAAAAUGGUAAUAAUACAGAACAGGUAUAAUAGAAUAAUUGUGUCCAGACCUUCAUGUGUCCAGAGUUCAUGUGUAAGAAAUGUAUAUUGUCAUGAAAAUUGUGCAUAUAGCAACAUACAUAGAUUUAGCAAAAAUGUAUGUAAUAUAUACAAAAUUUUCUAAUUUAUAUGAAAAUCAUUCUGCUCUGAAUGUGUCCAAAACAUAUAUAAUGUUCUUUCUUUCUUUCUUUCUUUCUUUCUUGAUCUUGGUAAUAAAGUGUUGGUUAAAUUAGUGAACGCUUUAAUUUUAUGACUCUGCAUUCUUCACUGAAACUGCAUAUAUUAAGGGAUUAUGUCUGGUCAUGUCUUAGAAAUAUUUUCCCCAUGAUAUUUUUGUACAUUUGUGAUAUUUUUCCUUGUGCAGUUAUAUCACAACUUUUUUUGAAGAAGUGUGAGAUUUCCAGUGCUGGAGCCACUUGGAAAGACAGACUUGUUGAGAGCUAGCUUUUGCAUGCCUUUUAAAGUUUAUUACUCAUUGUUAAACUUGUUAUGGUAUUCUUGAAUAAAGGAGCAGAAAUGUC
Messenger RNA from Megalobrama amblycephala (Wuchang bream), 2415 nucleotides. RefSeq names its product TIMP metallopeptidase inhibitor 2b (gene timp2b). The transcript is spliced from 5 exons. Gene Ontology annotation, biological process: negative regulation of endopeptidase activity; negative regulation of membrane protein ectodomain proteolysis. The coding region runs from base 201 to 854 and encodes 217 amino acids. Gene Ontology annotation, molecular function: protease binding; metalloendopeptidase inhibitor activity. The record is from RefSeq and is a predicted model, not a curated record. Lineage: Eukaryota; Metazoa; Chordata; Actinopteri; Cypriniformes; Xenocyprididae. Gene Ontology annotation, cellular component: extracellular matrix.